GAUGGCUUUAAUGAGAGGAUACGGGUAGAUUUGAAUGCAUCCACAGGACAGGGCAAGAGUAAACAAUGUGUUGGUUAUAAGGAGCGAGUUUCUGGCCUGAGGAGAGAAGCCGCCCCUGCUUCGAGUGGGGCCUGCAAAGGAGCGUGAGAGAAGCAAGACCCUGGGCAGCUGCGAGGGGAGGAGCCGAAGGCAAGCGCCCGGUGCUGGAAGGAGCCCGAGCGGGAAGAAAGGAAGGUGGAGGAGGAGGAGGAGAAGAAGGCCGGCGCUGGGUGGGAGCUUAGGGCUGUGGAAAAGGCGGCGCCGAGGCCACGCUGGGGCGGAGCCGCCUCUUUCGCCCAAGCGGGCUGGGAUGCCGAAAGGAGCUGCUUGUUUUUCUUUUUCCCGCCGCAACCGGGCCGCGGCGAGAGGCUGCUUUUCCCCUUCAAGAAGCUGCUACGUUGGCAACCCCGGUAGCGCCGUAUCCUAGUCCCGGGCGCUCGACGACUCCUUCCCCUCCCCGCGUCGCUUGGCUCUUUCCAGGGGCGCGUUUUGCCGGAGCCGCGCGGGUCCCAUGCUGCGCCGGGAGAGGCUCUGCCGCGCCGCCCCGCCGCCUGCUGCUGCUGCUUCGCCCUGCUGAGGAGGCGCUGCGCGGAGAGCAGAAAGAGAAGAGCGGGGCUCGGCUUGCUGGUGGUGCUUAGCCAAGAGGGAUUUGCGAGGAGGAGGAGUGGUGCCCGGGUGCCGCCGCCGCCGCCGCCGCCGCCAUGGGGCUGCAGCCCUUGGAGUUCAGCGACUGCUACCUGGACAGCCCCUGGUUCCGCGAGAGGAUCCGAGCCCACGAAGCCGAGCUGGAGAAAACCAACAAGUUCAUCAAGGAGCUGCUCAAGGAUGGCAAGAGCCUCAUCGCCGCCACCAAGAAUCUCUCAGCUGCCCAAAGAAAGUUUGCCCAUUCACUGAGAGACUUUAAAUUUGAGUUUAUUGGUGAUGCAGAAACAGAUGAUGAACGAUGUAUAGAUGCAUCCCUCCAUGAAUUCUCUAACUUUCUGAAAAAUCUAGAAGAACAAAGAGAAAUACUGGCCCUCAGUGUUACUGAAACACUGAUCAAACCUCUGGAAAGAUUCAGAAAAGAGCAACUUGGAGCUGUAAAGGAAGAAAAGAAGAAAUUUGAUAAAGAAACAGAAAAGAACUACAGUUUACUAGACAAGCAUUUAAAUAUGUCAGCUAAGAAGAAAGAAACUCAGUUAUUGGAGGCAGACUACCAAGUGGAGGUAAACCGAAAACAUUUUUAUGAACUGUCACUUGAAUAUGUGUGUAAGCUACAAGAGAUACAAGAACGAAAGAAAUUUGAAUUUGUAGAACCUGUCCUGUCAUUUUUUCAAGGAAUGUUCACCUUCUACCAUCAGGGUUAUGAGCUUGCCAAAGAUUUUAAUCACUACAAAAUGGCUCUGCAGAUUAAUAUCCAGAAUACAAGAAAUCGUUUUGAAGGGACAAGAUCAGAAGUCGAAGAUCUCAUGAACAAAAUCAAGCGAAAUCCCCUGGAGCAUAAAAGAGCAAACCAAUUUGCAAAGGAAGGCUACCUUUAUGUGCAGGAGAAAAGACCUGCACCAUUUGGGUCCAGCUGGGUAAAACAUUACUGCAUGUACAAGAAGGACACUAAGAAGUUUACAAUGAUACCCUUUGAGCACAGGUCAGGAGGAAAGAUUGGUGAGCUGGAAGUCCUUCUCCUUAAGUACUGUACCAAAAGGAAUACUGAUACUAUAGAUAGGCGGUUCUGUUUUGACAUGGAAGCACUAGAUCGACCUGGUAUGCCUGUUACCAUGCAAGCAUUCUCAGAAGAGGACAGAAACCAGUGGUUCGAAGCCUUAGAUGGAAAAGAAGCUGUGUUUCUCAAUUUGAACAGGGCUAACAUAAAAAGAGAAGGAAGUGCACAGUUGGAUAAGCUUGGGUUCACAAUUCUGAGAAGAUGCAUAAGUGCUGUUGAAACAAGAGGUAUAAAUGACCAAGGACUGUACAGAGUUGUGGGGGUGAGUUCAAGGGUCCAGAGACUUCUGAAUUUGUUGAUGGAUGCAAAAACAAGUAAUGAAGUUGACUUGGAAAAUUCCAUGGAAUGGGAAGUGAAGACAAUAACAAGUGCAAUGAAACUAUACUUAAGAAGCCUUCCAGAGCCCCUGAUGACGUAUGAUUUACACGGAGAGUUCAUCGUUCCUGCCAAAAGUGGCACCCCCGAGUCCCGUGUUAACGCUAUCCAUUUCUUGGUUCAUAAACUUCCAGACAAGAACAAAGAAAUGCUCGAUAUUUUGGUGAAACACUUAGCAAACGUUUCAAAGCACGCCAAGAAGAAUCUCAUGACUGUAGCAAAUUUAGGAGUAGUGUUUGGACCAACAUUAAUGCGACCACAGGAAGAAACUGUGGCUGCCCUCAUGGACCUGAAAUUUCAGAAUAUUGUAGUGGAGAUCCUAAUUGAAAACCAUGAUAAGAUUUUUCAAACGCUGCCUGAUGCCACUUUCCCCGAGCCAAUUCCUGUGUCGGUAUCUCCUCCAAAUGCCCCACCACGACAAUCAAGAAGACAAGGGCAACGUAAUAAGAGGCCCAUUGCUGUAUAUAAUCUCUGUCUUGAGCUGGAUGACAGUGACAGUCUUAGCCCUACAAAAGAAUGCACACCCACUGGUAGCAUGGAUUCCUUGUCUUCUCAGUCUCCUACGACUGCUGCCCCCAGCAGCCCUCCAGAGGCAGAGAAAAAUCAACUUGUAGCUGACAGUGGUGACAUAGCAGACGGGACAACCAGUCUCUCCAGUGACAUUCAUUCAUCAAUGGUCUCCUGGAUGAAAGCGCAGGCGUGUACAGCAUCUACCUCGGACACACCAGCAUCAUCAACGUUCUCUUUUCCUUCCCCUGUAAGAGAGACUGACAGACCAUCUGGAAGAAAAGCAAGAGCAGUGUAUCCAUGUGAGGCGGAGCAUAGCUCUGAAUUAUCUUUUCAAAUUGGGGCAGUUUUUGAAGAUGUUUUCACGGGAACCCGGCUGGCUAGAAGGAACACUAAAUGGGAAGAGAGGACUCAUUCCCCAAAACUAUGUCCAGUUUUUUUAGUUUUCUUCGUUGAAUGCCUGGAAGGUGUACAUGGUAUCCAUGGAUUUUAUGAUUCAGUUGCUUCUCUUUGGCUUCACCCAUUUUUAAUCAGUUCAGGACCUGACAAUGAGAUGGAAGACCUUCAUCUGUAUAAAGACUUAAUAUUUUGCCAAAUAGGAAUUGAGCAGUAAUUUUAUAUGGGGAGGGGAAAGGGUGGGUAAUUUUAAAAAUAGUACUUUAGGUUUGUAAAGAAUCAUAAUUAUACAUAUGUAUGUUUGUAAGAUGAAUGUUAAAUCAAAAAAAGACUUGAUUGUGCAGUAUUUACUUUUACUCUUAACGAUCUGAGACAUUUGAAUCUUUUCUGGUUCCAACCCAGUCCCCAGCCAGCCUGACCUACCCACCUUAUUGAAAAAGUUGGGGAAAUGUUGGUAGUUCAGUGUAAGCUGGUAUCUUUGUGAGGGUUGCAGCAGGCUACUACAGUGUUAAUUGUCAAUUUAGUUUUCCCUUAUUUUGAAAGGGAGAAAUUUAGCUGGUGGAAGCAUCAUUAAUUUACACUCACAGGAAGGAAGAAUAAAAUACAGCUUUCAAAUGUCCACAGUGGUGCAGAUAAAUUUAUACAAAUUAUAUGGCUUCACUUAUUAUAUAUUUUAAAGGCACAUAUAUGAUCCUCUGAGUUCUGUAGGUUUCCUCCUACCGUCAACUUAUUGGAAUCAGGACAUCUUGUUCUCUAUUAAUGCUGUGGAAAGUAUGUUUACUGUUUUGAUAAUCUGUUGACGGAAGUUCACUUUUACAUAGGCUCAGACUAGUAGUAGCAUGCUGUUACUUUUUUCUUUCGCUUGAGACAAGUCCCAAGACUGACACAGAGGAUUGUAAGGAGAACUGCUUAACUCUUCUCCUACAACUAUUUUCCACCACCACCCCACCCCCCAGAAACCCUCCACCCUUCGUCUUCAAGCAGCUGGGUGGAGGCGAUUUUUUUUACCAGGAAAAAAAAACCUGAAAGGGAAAGAUUUAAGGAACCUGCUCCCCACAAGGCUGCUUUUGGAGGAUUUAUUUAUUUUUUUAAGUUUGAUACACUUGACUACGUAUCACAUCUACUUUGAGUCUUAGUUGUCCAUGUAACUUUGCAUACAAUCAGGGAUAAUUUAUGCACUGCUUAUUUCCAACAGAAUAAUGGAAAGGCUCUUCAACUGCCAGUUUCACAUCACAGUUAAUGUGAAAAGAAAGAAGCUUCACUUUACUGCAAUAUACUGUUCAUUCAUGAUUGUAAGUUUUCACAUGUAUUAUUAAUUUGCUAUGACCAGAGUUGUUUCAAUACAACACUUUUUUUAUAUAAAAAGGAUUUGUUUU
Podarcis raffonei (Aeolian wall lizard) is the source of this 4392-nucleotide messenger RNA. RefSeq names its product Rho GTPase activating protein 10 (gene ARHGAP10). Gene Ontology annotation, cellular component: cytoplasm. Lineage: Eukaryota; Metazoa; Chordata; Lepidosauria; Squamata; Lacertidae. Gene Ontology annotation, biological process: signal transduction. Bases 741 to 3233 code for a protein of 830 amino acids. The record is from RefSeq and is a predicted model, not a curated record. The transcript has 23 exons. Gene Ontology annotation, molecular function: protein binding; GTPase activator activity.